Molecule: messenger RNA, 482 nt
Organism: Funneliformis geosporum
Lineage: Eukaryota; Fungi; Glomeromycota; Glomeromycetes; Glomerales; Glomeraceae
Source: the annotation of a GenBank genome assembly
AUGUCUGAAAAAUGUAAACAAAUUGAAGAAAUAAUAGAAUUAGAUUUAGGAAAUAAUUCAAAUUCUACUUCAAGUUUAUCCAAAGAAAAUGGAAGUGAUGUUUGGAAGCAUUUUGAUAAAUUUAAGGAUGAUAAUAACAUUUUACGGGCUAAAUGCAAAUAUUGUGAUAAAGGUACAUAUAACAUGAGUAGCUCAAAUUCAUCAACUGGAAAUUUGAAAAAACAUCUUAAAUUACAUCCGGAUAAAACAAAAGAUUCAACUAUAAAGCAAGCAAACUUUAUGAUUAAAUUUUUAAAUGAUGAUAAGUCAAAAAAUGUAUUUUCCAAUAAAACUUUUCGUGAAAAGUUAGCUAUAUGGAUUGCUGUUGAUGAUCAACCAUUUACAAUAAUUGAAUGUCCUGAAUUUCAAGAUUUAUUAAAUUUUUGUAAUUCAGAAAUAUGUAUGCUAACAGCUGAUACGAUUAAAAGUGAUAUUUCAAAAUU